AUGGCCACCAACUUCCUGCCAGUCCUUUCUGCAGCUGAUGUGCAACGGGCUACCGAACUAAUCCAGCAAGCCUAUGCGCCACAAAACCACUUGUCGUCAGAAGACCAACGACGCCUUCAGCAAGAACUCUUUGAGAUUCAGAAACGGCAAGAAGCUUGGGGACUUGUACUCCCAUUUCUUUACCACGACGACCCUAAUGUCCAGUUCUUUGGAGCACAUACUAUACAAGUAAAAACCACUCGUGAUUGGGAAGGAUUCCCCCAAGAACAUGCACUACAAUUGCGAGAUAUGGUGGUUGAUCUGACGGGACGGCUUAUUGCGGCGGGGAGGAGCAAGGUGAUUUUGCGGAAACUGUUCGUCGCGAUCACGUCUCUCGCGCUGAAGCUUUGCCCUGGAACUCCGUCACGAUGGCCAGAUUGGCUCACGUACUGUGUGAAUACUAUGUCUAGUCUCGGCGGGACCACUGAGCAUAUCCUGGAUUUUCUCGCGAUUGUUGCGGAAGAGGUAGAGACCGCGGAUUUACUGCCUCCGAGUAAAGGACAAAUGCAACGAACGUUGCUAGAAUUCGUUCCAACAGUCGUGCAAGCAAUGUCAGCAUGUAUCGCAGGACCACAAAGUCAAAGUUCUCCGCACGAGAUGAUUUCUGCGCUCAAGUGCAUGCAAGCGUGGUUAGGUAUGAUGCCAGCAAAUGAUUUGACGCCGCUUAUCCCAGCCUUAAUUGCGCUUCUGAACCCAAUUGACGGAGAGUACCGUGAGGAUGCUUUCGUACUUGCAUCAGACACCUUUCAGGAGAUUAUGGCCAAAUCAGCUCUGUCUGAUGGUUCUGGGACGAAGACAUUGACGGAACCAUUGCUCCUAUGGUCUGACGCGCAUGGACGGAAGAUUAUCGAGGCUACAUUAAAUGGCGAACUCCUUGUUGCACUCGGGGAACACUCCACCUUGUACCUAGCAGCAAAUAUCGCCUCUCUGAAGGUGGUAUCCCCCUCCCCGCCUCCUCCUUUGCCUACGACACUUCCAUCUCCCAUCCUGCCGACCAAAUCACAUCUUGUGCAAACAUUCUUGCGUUUAAUUCUGGCAUACACCGCCCUUCCCGGCUACUACGCCGUCGAUGAGGAGGAGAGCGAGCUUACUCUUGGCUUUUGGUACCUUUUCCAAGAGGCGCUUUGGAGCGCUGAAUACGAGCAGGAUUUCGAGUAUACGGAUGGUGAAGCUGUCGGUGCACCUGGUGGAACUCUGAAAGAGGAGCAAGCACACUUUCGUGUCGCAAAAGCUGUUUACUCGGAGCUUGUGCAGAUUUUAAGACGGAAAGUUGUGUGGCCCAAUCCAGUGGCAUUGCGUGGAUGGCCUAGAGACCAGAAAGAAAAAUUCCAAGUGUAUCGGCGUGAUGUUGGUGAUACACUCGUUAAUGCUUACUACAUUUUGCGCGAUGAUUUGUUGGGAUUCUAUGUCAAUGACAUAUUAGAGCGCCUUGCCUCAAGGCAAGAACAUGAUGGAUGGGAGGAGAUAGAAGGGAGUCUACACUGUAUCAUGGCCGUACAAGAGGCUGUACCUAUUGAAUCAAACCUGCAUCUGACACGACUCUUCGGCCCCGAUGUGCUAGGCCGUCUUCCUGUCUCUAAAGGCGAUCGCAUUCGACGUACCGCGUUGUCCUUGAUCGGAUCCUAUGCAUCAUGGUUUACCAAGCAGUCUGAGCAGUCCGGGUCUGCUCUGCUCAUGAACUCGGUUUCGUACGUAGUGUCUGCUCUUCCAGAUCCAUCUCUUUGUCUACCUGCUGCGAAUGCCCUCCGCGACCUUUGUGACGCAAAUCGGGAAGCGCUUGCGCCUCAUAUCGGCGCAUUUGCUGAACUACAUGCCACACUCAGUGGCAUUCCAGAAUCCGAACAGAGCAAAGUGCUGCAAUCAAUUGCUAGUGUCAUUCAGGCUCUGCCGCCUGCAGACGCUAUCCCUCCAAUUGAGGCAAUUGUUAACCCAGUUGUUCAAAAGCUGUACAAUGCUCUACAGACAUCCCAGGAGCUUCCGGAUGAAGCGCGGAUUAUCGCACUCCAACAGCUUGAGACUAUAUCUGGAGUCGCGCGAGGUCUCACCCGUUCGACUGACUCUCUUCUGAUAUUCGACGACGCACCAGAAGUACAGGAAGAGGCAAGGCAAAUGAGACUGGCAAGAGAAGACCCACGGAUGGUCAAGCUGCGAGAUGCUAUCCUCGAUGGAAUUAGGAGGAUAGUUGGCCUCUGGUCUACUGAUGCCAGUGUAUGCGAUGCGCUGAGCGAAGUAUUCAAAGCGAUCACCUCAUUGCCAUCAGAUGUCACUUUGUUGUCUUUGCCUCCUGGACCACUACUCGAAGUGAUAUGUCUGGCAUCACAAAAGCAACUCACAGCUGUUUGGCUCAGUCUGGCCACUAUGCUAAUAAUUCAACUUGAUCCUCCUACACUGGUUCCAACCACCUUCAAACCGAUCCCUGGUGGGGAAGCCGAUGGCAUUGUUCUGAGCGUCCUUGCGAUACUCUUACAGACGGCUCUGAGCUUUCUGGGCCAACCCGGAACAAUGGAAGCGAACCCCGACAUUGUCCAAUCAUUCUUCAGUUGCAUGGAUACGAUUGCGCAACAUUUCAUCACAACGUUUUAUCGACUGCCUUCGGAUUUGUUCAAUGCGCUCAUGCAAUGCGCAAUCACCUCAGUAGGACUGCAGGAGCGAUACUCUCUCGUUUCUGCGUGUUCGUUUCUGUCGUCGCUAAUAAAUCGAACCUGCACUACGGAUGAACUCAGCGAGGCAAAAAUCAUGCUCGCGCAAACGCACGGCCGUUCCAUUAUCAAGGUCAUCAUGAGCGGCUUUGCUGGAAUGGCUCCUCGGACGGCUACCCAGAACCUCAUAGAGCUGCUGUCGGUGUUCGUGACCCGAUUCCCUGCGGAAACUCGGACCUGGAUGACGGACGUCCUCCAUGCGGAGGACUUUGCGCAAUCUCGCGCGACUGUCGAAGCCAAAGAGAAAUUCGUGAAGACGAUCUUCGGGUCCCGCUCCGUGAAACGUAUUAGGGAGGCCGCUCAACAAUUUACUCUUGUUGCAAGGGGUCUCGAAGGAACCAGCUUCGGAUAUAGCUCAAUGACAAUGUGA
Molecule: messenger RNA, 3108 nt
Organism: Fibroporia radiculosa
Lineage: Eukaryota; Fungi; Basidiomycota; Agaricomycetes; Polyporales; Fibroporiaceae
Exons: 21
Coding region: 1-3108 (1035 amino acids)
Biological process (GO): protein import into nucleus
Cellular component (GO): nuclear membrane; cytoplasm
Source: RefSeq, a predicted model, not a curated record